UUUUGCAUUGACGGUUGUGUUCUAUGCAAAAAUGUAUUGUAGGAGUCCAUUCAGUGUCUUGAUUUCAUGAUUGUUUCCUUCAUCCAUGCUGUCUCAGUUGGAUUACUCUGGUCUGGGGGGAUCUGCAGACCUCCUAGUCGAUCUCAAAGACGCGAUCAUUGCAACCGCAGUUGUGUUGACGUGGUAACGGUAACUUAUCAAUUAGGGAAAUGCCUGCUCAGAUGUACAAAAGUAAAAGUUAGUGAAAGUGUGUGUUAAGAAACGAGCAGUCAUGCUGGACUUCGCCAUCUUCGCCGUGACCUUUGUCAUCAUUUUGGUCGGAGCUGUUCUCUAUUUGUACCCGUCAUCCAGACGAGCCUCUGGCAUCCCAGGCCUCAACCCCACAGAUGAAAAGGAUGGGAACCUGCAGGACAUUGUGAACAGAGGCAGCCUGCAUGAGUUCCUGGUCAGCCUGCAUCAGGAGUUCGGUCCUGUGGCGUCUUUCUGGUUCGGGGGUCGGCCGGUGGUCAGCCUGGGAGCUGUGGACCAGCUGAGACAGCACAUCAACCCCAACCGGACCACUGACUCCUUUGAGACGAUGCUGAAGUCGUUGCUAGGUUACCAGGCGGGGGCAGCAGGCGGGGCCACAGAGACCCUGAUGAGGAAAAAACUGUACGAGAGUGCCAUCAACAACACACUGAAGAACAACUUCCCCCUCAUGCUCAAGCUGGUGGAGGAGCUGGUGGCCAAAUGGACGUCGUUCCCCGAGGCCCAGCACAUCCCUCUGUGUGCCCACCUGCUGGGUCUGGCCAUGAAGACGGUCACCCAGGCCGCCCUGGGCCAGCGCUUCAGAGACGACAGCGAGGUCAUCCGCUUCCGCAAGAACCACGACGCGAUUUGGUCAGAAAUCGGGAAGGGAUACUUGGAUGGCUCACUGGAGAAGAGCACCAGCAGGAAAGGGCAUUAUGAGAAUGCUCUGUCAGAGAUGGAGUCGGUGCUGUUGUCUGUGGCCCGGGAGAGAAAAGCCCAGAGGAGCCAGACAGUAUUUGUGGACACUCUGCUUCAGUCCAGCCUCACAGAACGACAGAUCAUGGAAGACAGUAUGGUGUUCUCGCUGGCCGGGUGCGUCAUCACAGCCAACUUGUGUAUCUGGGCAGUUCACUUCCUGUCCACCUCGGAGGAAGUGCAGCGCAAGUUGUGUGAGGAGCUGGAGGAGGUUUUGGGCUCAGACCCGGUUUCUUUGGACAAGAUCCCCCAGCUCAAAUACUGCCAGCAGGUCCUGAAUGAGACGGUGAGGACGGCCAAGCUGACCCCCAUCGCUGCCCGGCUGCAGGAAGUGGAGGGGAAAGUCGAUCAGCAUGUCAUCCCCAAAGAGACUCUGGUGAUCUAUGCUUUGGGUGUGGUCCUGCAAGAUGCUGACACCUGGAGCGUCCCGUACAGGUUUGACCCACAUCGGUUUGAGGAGGAAUCGGCCAGGAAGAGCUUCUCUCUGCUGGGUUUCUCUGGAAACCAGGCCUGCCCAGAGCUCAGGUUUGCCUACACUGUAGCCACCGUCCUGCUGAGCAUGCUGGUGCGUCAGCUGAAGCUGCAGCAGCUGAAGGGCCAGGUGAUGGAGGUGAGGUCAGAGCUGGUGUCCACACCCAAAGACGACACCUGGAUCACUGUCAGCCGGAGAAGCUAAGCUCCAACUCGACCGGGAGCAGAAUACCUGAAGAGCCCUGUCCCAAAACGCAAUGUACUUUACACUUUGGUUUACAAAACCUGUACGUCAUCAUUCAGUGUUCUUUUGAAUGUAGAGGAUUCAAUUCAGUCAUUUUGUUAACCCACAGCUAAAGAUAGCUCACUUUUUCCAAAUGGUGGAUGUUUCAUUAUGGAAUGAAAAUCUACAGGUUUAUCAUUCUUGUCAUGAAGAGUUGUUUUUGUCUCACUUGGUUGAAUGCACAGUCUCGGUGCUUUUUGCACAUAUGUUGCACACUUUUCUCUCUUUUUACCCGAGCAUUCCCAUGGAUGUUGUCUGUCUUCUGAGGCUGCAUGAUAUUGAUCAAACCAUGUCACUCUUUCUAAGCCUUAAACCACAUUAUCACCUGGACCUACUGCAGGUCGGAUUUGCACUUAAAAGAUUCCACCUGUGAAAGGAGGGAAACUCGGUGCUUUAAUGCUCUACGAUGUAGAGA
Messenger RNA from Myripristis murdjan (pinecone soldierfish), 2153 nucleotides. It is a transcript of the gene cyp20a1, whose product is annotated as cytochrome P450, family 20, subfamily A, polypeptide 1. NCBI's taxonomy places the organism in Eukaryota, Metazoa, Chordata, Actinopteri, Holocentriformes, Holocentridae. The record is from RefSeq and is a predicted model, not a curated record. Gene Ontology annotation, cellular component: membrane. The coding region runs from base 272 to 1660 and encodes 462 amino acids. Gene Ontology annotation, molecular function: heme binding; oxidoreductase activity, acting on paired donors, with incorporation or reduction of molecular oxygen; iron ion binding. The transcript is spliced from 13 exons.